AUGACGACGGCCGACGGCGAUCCGGCAACAAUAACUAACAUGGCCGACGACGACGACGACGAGCAGCCGGAAGUCCUGCAGCCGUGCGCGGUCUGCGGGCGCAAGUUCAACCCGCGCUCGCUCGACAAGCACGUCAAGAUUUGCGAGCGCACGACCACGAAAAAACGCAAGCCCUUCGAUUCGGCCAGGCAGCGCAUACAGGGCACGGAGCUCGCCGAGUUCCUACCCAAACAGCACCAGCAACAAUCUCACGGCCCUGGUGCUGAUCACAGCGGCAGAAGCAACAGACACCAGUGCCUACCCACGGGGACGGCCUACCGGAGACCCAGCAACGCUUGGAAGCAGACGCGCGACGAGUUCCUGCGAGCUAUUCGCGCGGCACGGGGCGACACUCAGCAGAGUCCAACCGCCGCGGCAUCAUCCUCCUCCUCCCAGCGGCCAUCGACGCUCUCGCUGGUGAAAUCGACCAUCGGCGCCCCGACGCGCUCCAACGAGAAGGGCCAGUGCCCCACGUGCCAGCGUCAAUUCGGCCUCAAGUCGUACGAGCGCCACGUCGCCUUCUGCCGGGAGCGGGCGACCCGACUGCCCGCCAGCCCGCAGACCAGCAACAACGUGGCCAAGGAGAGGCUCGACGCGCGCAUGAAGUACCGGGCCCCGGCUCUACGCAACCGCAAGCCGCCCAUCACCAACCGCGAGAAGUACUCGCCCGGCGCCGCCGCUCACAGGGUCGCGGCCCGCCAAUCCUCCACCUCGCCACCGCCCCCGACCCUCGCGACGAUGCACCGGAGUACCGGCAGGGCCCCGACCAAGGACAACCAGGCCCACGACGCCCCACCGCCCAAGUUACCGGCACUCGGCAAACAACGCACCGGCCACCAUCAGACAUCAAGCAAGGAGUCAUCCCCGGCCAACGCCGCUGGUCCGCUAAAGUCGCGACCGGUGGACCGCUCGAACAGAACGCCCGACUCGCAGGAGUCCCUGAACCCGCCGGUCCGGCAGCUCUUCACCUCCCGGCGUCUCCAGCUGCUGACCGACGCGAUCCCCUCGAGCAAGAUCCUCCGGGCGGGUCUCUCGCCGAGCCGCUCCGCCACCUCCUCGCAAAAGUCCUCGGCCCGGCUGGUCACGCGGUUCCUGAAGAAGGCCUUUGCCGAACCCACUGCCCACCACGACGACGACGACGACGACGAGGAAGAGGAAGCCAAGGCGAAGACGAGGAAGAAGCCGCGCAGUCGGCGAAAGGAGGAGGAGGAGGAGGAGGUGCCGGGGAACCGGGACUUUACGACGUGGCGUCAGAUCCGCGAGGACGCGCGUCAGAACUGCGAAUUGGCCAGCAUCGACAAGGAAGAGGAGCCGGCGCUGUCCGACGUGACGGGGCUCUCGAGCCGCAGCUGCGACGAUCCCGCCAACUCGACGACCGACGAGUUCGAGUACAACGAGCGGCUUGUCUCGCGCGAGGAAGACGACGGGGAAAAAUCGUUGAAAAAAGAAGACAUCAGCGACCCUGGUUCGACGAGGACCUUCAGAAAGGAGGAGGAGAGCUGUUGCGUCCAGUUCGUCGAUAGCCUCGACUCGUGCCUGUACCAGCGCCGAGCCGAACCCACCCACGACUAUGACAUCGAGGACACGGACGACGACACCGAGACCCUCAAGAGCUGCAAGAUCGACGAGGAGGAGGAGGAGGAGGAGUUGAACUCGGGUAGCAGGAACGAGAGGAGCGAGUCGUUUGCCGCCACCGAGGGGAGCCUCCCGGCCCUCCUGCCGCCGAUAAAGUGCCACAGCAUGCCCAACAUGGGCGCUGGACCUCCGGAGCUGGCUUUUGACGGCUUCCGGAGAAACUACGCCGCGUCGGGGAAGCCCAAGGAAGUAACGGCGUACGCUGGUUUGGGCCAUUAUCGCCAGCAGAGGUGCGCGACCUACGUGAUAGAGGAGCGGUGUCAGCCGGGCCGGCGCCGUCAGAAGCAACACCAGCAGCCCGACGACACUGCCAACGAGUCCUCGGAGGAGAAGCCGCUGAGGAAGCGCCGGAAGCUCCAGUCCGAGGGUAAACGUUGCCGCGUUGGCACGGGGGCGCGAGCGCGACUCGACGAGGACGGCUUGAGCGACGUGUCGAGCGUGAGAACGGACGACCAGCGAGCCAUGCUGGUGGAGCUCGACGACGAUUUCGGGGCCGACGAGACGGAGAGCAACGCGUCGGAGCUGCUGAGGGAGAUAGAUGGGGCUCUGAGGACCGGGUACGGGAGCGAGGACUCGCUGCUGGACCUCGUCGGCAGGAUGAGGAAUAUAGAACUGGGCGCGAUGACCAGGGACCAUGGAAGGAGGAGGAGGAGAUCGGACGGUGGACAGUUCGCGGGGACGAGGAGCGAGCGGCGAUACAGCGAGAUCUGCACGGUCACGAGGCUCGACGAGACUCGAGGUGGCGGUGGCUUCUUGCCGAGCAUCGGUGCUCCGGGCCAGAGAUCGGUGCGGAAGGAGCACCGUCGGAACAAAACGUCUUCGAGGCCGCGUGGGCUGGAGACCCCGAGGGAGGACGACGAGGAUGGUUUCGGGGAGGACGAGAGGUUCGCCAAGGCGCGCAGGCAUUCGCGAUCGGAUCGGCGGAGCCUUCUGCGCAGGAGCUUCGAGCGGCUGCCGCGCUGCGAUUGGAACAGCUACGCCAGGAGGCAUCCCGACUUUUCGAUGAUUCUCAGAGGUAGAACCGGCACGAGCAAGGACUACGACCCCUUUUUGUUGGCCGAGCAGCAGCUGAACGACCUCUUCUCGGACACGAGCGACCAGUCGUCGACCGACGGCUCCACGGUCUGCCCGCCCUCCUCAUCCACCUCCCAAAAGCCAAACUCCAGCCCGAGCUAUCAGUCCCCCUCGGCCUUUGCCAAAUACCCCAACCCACUCAAAUCCCACGCCACUCCCCUGACCAACGACACCAGCAAGCACCCGCAGCAGCAGCGCCGUCUUUCGGUGAUCGCGCCCCCCACCGGCUUCAACGACGACCUAACCUCUUCGGACCUCUCGAGCGACUGCACCGAGACGAACGAUGGACGGCUCGUCUCUUCCGUGACCUCCGUCUCGGCCGGCAUUGGCGCCUCCUCGCGGGAGCUCGGCCGCCGGCUCAUCAUCGACCAGAGCCUAGCGUUGGGCGGCGGGGAGUUUGCACCCACCGCCGACACCGGUCCGCAAUCACAGCAGCCACAAAACGGCCUCGCGCUACCGAACAGAGCCAACUCGUCGAGGCCCGCGGUACCGGCUCGCUCCAACUCCCUACGCUCCUCCGCGGGCGGGGCCCACAAGCCGGCCGGCGAGCGCAAGCUGUCGAGCUCCUCGUCGUCCAGCAGCAGCGGCCACUCGGACUUUGCCCACAGCACCUUGGCCAGCAAGCCCUGCAGCACCAUCAAGCCGUCGUGCCGGCCGGCCGGCAACAACACUAGUCACAAUCACAAGCCGGCGUCGGCCACUGCGCCGACGCCGAACGGCAGUAAUAGCAGUAGCCUCAGUCUGAGCUCGAUCAUAAGCUGCUCGGACGCGGGGAUGAUGAAGCGGUCAAACUCGCUGUUCGACGAGCUGCUGCUGCUGAGCUCCUUCGACGAUGACCACCAUCGCCAGCACAAGCAGCAGCAGCAGCAGCUCGACUCGAGCUCUUCGACGACUCUGCCCUCGCUCAUGUCGCUUAUGCAGCGUAACGACACUAGUCUCUCUUUGGUGUCCUCUAGCACGUGUACGUCGCAGCGUAACGAGCCCGCGGUCGCUGCUGUGGUGGGUAAUGGCCGGGGCACCGUUGUCACCGGCAACAACAGCCGCAACGGGAGCGGGAGGAUCAACUGCAGCGACGACGACGCCGAGCUCUCCUCGCCGGAGAGCGUCAAGCGACAGGAGGGCGGAGGGAAGCUCAGCGCCGACUCGGCAUACAGCAGCCUAAAUCGGAAAUACUCGAGCAACGGGCGCAGCGGCAACGACUUGAGCGCCAGCUGCAAGUACAAACUGUCCAAGUUCUGUCACGAGUGCGGCUUCAAGUUCCCGGACUCGGCCAAGUUUUGCUGCGAGUGCGGCGUCAAGCGGCUCACCCUCUGAUACACGUGGCCCCGGAGCUUCCUACCGGCCAUAGAGGCCAGCGCGAGCGAGAGCCCCUGUCCCUAAUGAAGGACGCACUCUGCCAUUUUAACGAGAAAAAACUGCCGCUACAUGCAUCUAGUAUUUAGACAUACUACGAGGACACU
Messenger RNA from Copidosoma floridanum, 4208 nucleotides. RefSeq lists its product as uncharacterized. NCBI's taxonomy places the organism in Eukaryota, Metazoa, Arthropoda, Insecta, Hymenoptera, Encyrtidae. The record is from RefSeq and is a predicted model, not a curated record.